CCGGAGUUUCAACUUUUUUAUGAAAUCGAAAAUUAUGAUUCAUCCAGGCGGAGGCACCAACACGUGAUGCUUAUGUGAUGGAUUAGUCAUGUAAUUAGCUCGAUGAUAACUAUGAGAUGAGAUGAUAACGAUGACAGUACGCAAUUGCAAGUUGGAUAUGAACUGUGAAGAGAGAUUGAACUGUUGACGGAUUCUAUUCUUUCUGACAACGAAAACAUCGCGACAAAUCCUGACUCUAUCGUGCACCGCUGUCGAUAACAUCCACAGCAUCCAGCCACUCCGCUCCACUCCACUCCACCACCCAGAAUGCGCUUCACAAGAUCAUCAGCAGCAGCGCUACAACCGCCGCUAUCAGCUACAUCAUCCAUAACAACUGUCUUCAAAUCGACAAAACGAGCCGCCUCCUCAAAAGCCGCUGAUGAAGCCAGAGCAGUAAAGAUCAGAGUGGUCGAGGUCAAACCUGAUACCGAGGCGCCGGCAUCAGCUCUGGUCAAGCUGAUUCCUUCAGCUACCCCGACGCUCGUCAAGAAAGAGGCAGCGUCAAAAGAAGGAUAUAUCCCCGCCGACCAGAUCCUAGUCCAAGACCAUUCACUCACCAACCCCGUCUCGAGCUCGAUCCCUCCGCCGACUCUGAUAAUCCCCAAGGCCUACGAAAAGGACUUCAAGCUCGACGAUGCGCUCGCCCAUCUCAUCUCUGUCGAUCCCCGAUUCAAACAACUAUCUGACCUCUACCCAUGCGAGUUCCUAUCCGACCAGAACCUCGAAAACCCAGUCGAUCCGUUCGAGUCCCUGGGCUCGUCGAUUAUCUCCCAGCAGAUCAGCGGUUCCGCCGCCCGCAGCAUCAAAGCCCGCUUCCUCUCCCUCUUCAACACCACUUCUUCCUCUGCAACCCGCUUCCCGACCCCCGCCGAAGUCCUCAAGACCGACACCGCGGCCCUGCGCUCGAUAGGCUUCUCCGGCCGCAAAGCAGAGUACAUGCUCGAUCUCGCGUCCAAAUUCGCCAGCGGCGAAAUCAACCCCCACGAGCUCGUGUCGAUGAGCAACGAGGAAGUCAUCGAGCUUCUGGUCAAAGUCCGCGGUCUCGGCGUCUGGUCGUGCGAGAUGUUCCUCAUCUUUGGACUUAAACGCCCGGACGUGUUUUCCCUCGGCGAUCUCGGCGUCCAGCGCGGCAUGGCGAGUUGGUGGGGCAAAAACCUCGCGCUGGCAAAGGGGAAGAAGGGCAAGUUCAAGUACAUGAGCGAGCAGGAGAUGAUUGAAAAGUCGGAUUUGUUUAGACCGUAUCGCACUUUGUUUACUUGGUAUAUGUGGAAAGCUGGCGAUGUUAUCGUGCCGAUUGAUGGCGCGGGCGAUAUCAAAAAGAUAAAGGAGGAGUGA
Messenger RNA from Myxozyma melibiosi, 1374 nucleotides. RefSeq names its product HhH-GPD family base excision DNA repair protein. Gene Ontology annotation, molecular function: alkylated DNA binding; DNA-7-methylguanine glycosylase activity; DNA-3-methyladenine glycosylase activity. The record is from RefSeq and is a predicted model, not a curated record. Bases 307 to 1374 code for a protein of 355 amino acids. The transcript has a single exon. NCBI's taxonomy places the organism in Eukaryota, Fungi, Ascomycota, Lipomycetes, Lipomycetales, Lipomycetaceae. Gene Ontology annotation, biological process: base-excision repair; base-excision repair, AP site formation; DNA alkylation repair. Gene Ontology annotation, cellular component: protein-DNA complex; nucleus.